This is a messenger RNA of Selaginella moellendorffii, 690 nucleotides long. RefSeq lists its product as uncharacterized. The coding region runs from base 1 to 690 and encodes 229 amino acids. The transcript has 4 exons. Lineage: Eukaryota; Viridiplantae; Streptophyta; Lycopodiopsida; Selaginellales; Selaginellaceae. The record is from RefSeq and is a predicted model, not a curated record.
AUGUCCACAGCAAUCGGCUCAGUUCAAUCGACUCAAGCUCCAAUCGUAGCUGAAUCUGCGCAGAUGGAUAUGUACGAGACCAUCAUACCUGAUGUUUUCCAAGGACUGGUUUCUGAAAAUCUGACCUUCCACACCUACGUACUUUCUUUUAGCGCCAGUGACGACAGGUUCUCCUAUCGUAACCUUGCGCUGUUCUUGCCAUCAAAGUUGGAUGCCUCCCUCAAAAAUGGAAGCUUCGAACUGGAUUUGGGACGUGGAAGAAAUGCUGUGGUUCGGCUUGGCUCGAUGCAAAAUAUCAGCUUAGACAGUGAUAAGGUUGCUGCCGGAAAUCAGUUCUACGAGAAACUUUUUUCUACUUUAUGGCGACGACGGCUACCUCCAAUCCAUCUCCAGCCAUACUUACUUCUGCCACUGCUUCCUGGCAAGAUAAAUGUUUUGGAUGUGGACUGGAAAUGCGUUCAGUCUCUCACACCUCCAUCAAUAGUCUCAGACAACGAUGACGAAAGUGUUCUACAUUUUGCAAAUUAUUCAUUGCGAGCUACAGAUAUCAAAGCAGGACUGAUUCUUACAAAGCACACCAGGAAACCGUUAUUUUAUUCUCAUCUGGGUGUUCUUGAAGAAAUGACGGCGCAGAGCUCGUUUUUCAAUCGCAACUAUAAUACGUAUUCCGACUACUUUCUGGAAGUGUAA